This is a messenger RNA of Carassius gibelio (silver crucian carp), 2680 nucleotides long. Its product is annotated as perilipin-1. NCBI's taxonomy places the organism in Eukaryota, Metazoa, Chordata, Actinopteri, Cypriniformes, Cyprinidae. The record is from RefSeq and is a predicted model, not a curated record. Gene Ontology annotation, biological process: lipid metabolic process. The coding region runs from base 285 to 1580 and encodes 431 amino acids. The transcript has 8 exons. Gene Ontology annotation, cellular component: lipid droplet.
GACGAACCUGACCCUAACUUGUGAGUCCCCAUCGCUAUAGUUAUCUGCGCUCUCUGCUCCUUGAUUGCCACCGUCCCGGAACUCCACCAUCUCUUAGUGCCUCCUACCACAUGGAUCCCCUGGAAAUGAAUGGGACAUUACCACCCAGAUGGGACCCAAUAGACUUUUAACACACCCCGCUCACCCUCCUGGUUACCUCUUUCUCUGUGUUCAAUAAACCUGCUGUUUGUAUCUUCACCUUACCUCUGUGUCCCAUUUCAGCAGCUGACCACAGGCUGUUGGAGAUGGCGUCUGAGAAUAAGGACUCUGGAGAAGUUUUGAAGGAACAGAAUGUUCUUCUUCGAAUCCGCAGUCUUCGAUCUGUCAGUGCCGCUCUGGAAUCCAUUGAGAAGACAUAUGUGCAUACGAAGCAGUCUCAUCCCGUUAUAAACUCUGUGUGUGGGAUAUAUGAGAAAGGUGUGAGUAAGGCUGGCAGCUUGGCCAUUUGGAGUCUUCAACCUGCCCUUUAUGUACUCGAGCCCCAGCUUGUAGCAGCCAACUCAUUGGCAUGCAAAGGACUGGACCACCUGGAGGAGAAGGUACCAGCCUUGCAGUAUCCACCUGAAGAGCUAACAGCAAGCAUUAAGGAGUUGGUGACAACAACUCUGGAAACUGCCAAGGAUAGUGUUGCCUUUCCAAUCAAACAGACCUCUAAUGUUGUAUUGGACAAGGUAUCUACUGGGUACCAGCAGAGUAAGAAUGCCUUAAGUGACGGCAUACAUUAUGUCCUGAGCAGCAAGCUUGUCUACCUGGCUGAGCAGAGAGCUGACAGGGCUCUUAGUCUGUUGGAAAACCUGGUCGACUUUGUCCUUCCUGUAUCUUCAACUGAGAAAGGGGAUGAUGGGAGUGUGGGAGAGCAGGGGCCUGAUGUUGGAACUUCUGGCCCAAAGCCUAGCUUCAGCAGGCUGGGAGAACUGUCCGGCACCAUCUACAGACGGGCAUUUGAGAAGACAGCUGCACAACUCCAGCGCUCCAAACGUCAAGGUCAGGAACUGGUCACACAGAUCCCUGGCGUGAGUCCUCUGGUUAAAUAUACCUUGAGGACUGUGAAGACCAUAGGAAGUGUAAUACUGGGUCUGCCGAGCUCUGUGGCAGUGUUUCUGAAAGAUGCGCAACAGCACGAUACUCUGAAGGUGAUGACCAGUAAUGAGUUUGAGCAGCUAGAGAUUCCUAGGCGAUCUUCCGAGCCAGAAGGAGGAUCCCAAAUGGCGGAAGACGGUGGAUCAAAGGAAUGUGAAUGUGUUAGUAGCUCUCAGGUGCUGGAUACUAGUGUAGAAGACCACAUGCACAGUCCCGCUGGCAAUUCUCAAAAUCAGCCCCCUAAGGUUACAGAGCUCCAGGAGAUAUCAGAGGAGGCCCGUCAGCUGAAGAAGAAGGUCAUGGAGCAGAUUCCUAUGCAGCAGAAAGUAAUUCUUGGUGCCAGUAACAAGAAAGUAUCCAAGAGGGAGAGUGUGACAGAUUGCACCCAGAUCUCCUCCUCAUCGUCUUCUUACAUUAGUACAGGGGAAAACAGCAGAAGUGCCUCCCCUACUACAGAAUGAGAAUCGUAGAAUAGUCAGAGUGGGAUAUGGGUUUCAUUGUUUAUCCUGCAGGUCUGUCAUAUUCAUUUAAAGCAUUAAGCAUAGCAGGCAUGGGUCAUGAUUUCUAAAGUGCUGGCGGUGGUGUACGUCAACACUACCUAUGCAAAACUCAACAGUCAGUGAUCAACAUAUAAUUAUACAUUGGGAGAUUCUGGAUGCUGUUUUCCAUUUCUUGCCAAUAAUAAAGCAGUUAUUAAUUUAGUUAAGAUAAUUUUCUAAUCAAAAAACAACUCUUAUUAUUAAUACUGUUGAAAACACUUGGGCUACUUAAUAUUUUUAUUGAAACAGUGAUACAUUGUUUUCAGUAUUCUCUAAUGAAUAGAAGGUUCAAAAGAAUAGCAUUUAUUUGAAACAAUUAUUUUGAUAAUUUCAUUCUAAAAAUAAAAACCUUACUGACCCCAAACUUUUGAUCACUAGUGUAAUAAGGGGGGGAAAAUGCUGAUUUAGAAAUUGUGGUGAGACUUAAAUAAAUACAUUUAAAUAAAUAUUGCAUUAUUUGUAACUGAUUAUAUAAUAGUAACUAUAAUUGAGGAGGUGGUGCAAAUAUCAUUAAUGACACAGUGCUAAUUUUCGAUAUUUUUUUUAUUCACAGCAAUUGGUGAUCAUACACUUUUUCAGUCAGACGUCCCUUGAAAAACCCAGAUUUGAGGAAUGAGAAUUGAUCAUUACACGACUGCACAGAUGUGACUCGGCUAAAAAGAAAACCAACCCAUUAAGUAAAGGAAUAAAUUCAAUACUCCAUAAUCAGAUUUUUGCCAUGUCUCUGCCUAUUGUAUGUUUGAGUGAAGUCCUCAGAUUGUUUUGGUUCACUUUAAAGAUACCAGAUUGACAAUUACAGACAAUACCAGAAAGUCAUUACAGCAAAGGUUAUUCACUAUUAAGUUAAAUUAUUUAUGGAAUUAAUAUUACCAUUGAACUUAAUUUGUCCAAACGCCUCUUCAGUUAUAGCAUAAAGAGCUAAUCAAAUGUUUACAUGCAUACUUGUAAUGCCUGAUUGUAGUCUAUGAAUAUAUAUACAUUUUGUUUAGAUUGUUGAUAAAUAAAUACAGCUGUACACCAUG